AUGGAGAGCAAACAGGAUAACUUCAAUCUUUGUAAAGAUGAGAAGUCGAUGUUAUAUGAUAAUGCAACCGGAAUCAUAGGUAUCGCUAUAGCUGUUGGAGGAAUCGUAGGUCUAGCAUCGUGGCUUGGUUCGAGCUCGAAAGAGAAAGGUCCGGAAGAGAAGAUGAUGAAGGCUCCUGGAAAAGAUGGUUACAUUCCCAGGAAUGCUUUCAAAAAUAACCCAAAAGACUACUUCAAGGAUUUAGGUAAGAAUUGA
Arabis nemorensis is the source of this 255-nucleotide messenger RNA. NCBI's taxonomy places the organism in Eukaryota, Viridiplantae, Streptophyta, Magnoliopsida, Brassicales, Brassicaceae. The record is from the annotation of a GenBank genome assembly.